Molecule: messenger RNA, 1692 nt
Organism: Harpia harpyja (harpy eagle)
Lineage: Eukaryota; Metazoa; Chordata; Aves; Accipitriformes; Accipitridae
Gene: TMEM106A
Product: transmembrane protein 106A
Exons: 8
Coding region: 518-1315 (265 amino acids)
Source: RefSeq, a predicted model, not a curated record
GGCAUCUUUGUCUUUCCUUUCCCCUCUGCAUGCCCCAAGAGGGUGGGGAACACUGAAUUACCUUGAGCCUCCAAACAGUGUCUUGCAGAAUUUCAUAGUCUGGGGUACUGGGCUGCUGAAAGGUCCCUCUGUGGUCCUCCAGGGCUGAGUGAGCAGUCCUGCAGGCAUGUCCACCUCUACUAGUUAAAUGAGAUCCUGAUUCUUCCUUCGUCAGCAAGAACAGCAGCUGCCCCUGGGAUCAGCCCAUGUCCUGCCGUUGUAGCGUGGAUUUGUGGACUAUGGAGUGAGCCCUAUGCUCUGCAACUCUGUCAUGGUGGCUCUCUACUGCCAGAUAGUGAUUUUCAUCCCCAGUAUGUUUUAUAAUAGGGCCCUGAGGAGUUACUCAUGCAAAGCCUCUGGAUCAUCUGGGCAAAUGUAGAAGCUGCGGUUUAUCAAAGCUAAACAUCCUACCUAUAUCUGAGUUGCUGAAACAAGACUGCCUAGAGGAAAGACUGGCACAGUGAGAAUUCUUUCAACCAUGGGUGGAAAACUUUCACCAUUCUGGAAGACACCUGACCAAAAGGAGAGGGAAGGCAAACUGAUCUUACCCAGGCAACUGGAUGCUGAAGGUGAAAUCGCCAAUUAUGCUAGUAUCAAUGACUCUGCUACAUCCUGUGCACCCUGUGUGGGCAUUGCACGUCGAAGCUGUGUCAACUGUCCAACAUGUCAGGGAACAGGAAGGAUCCCCAGGGAGCAAGAGAAGCAGCUGGUGGCACUGAUUCCAUAUGGUGACCAGAGGCUGAAGCCUAGACGAACGAAACUCUAUGUAUGUGUUGCUGUGACAAUUUGCCUGCUGACAACAUCUCUCAGUAUUUUUUUCCUGUUUCCUCGCUCUGUUACUGUGCUGCCUGCAGGGCUGAAUGCCUCCUCCGCUGGCUUUAAUGCCACUACUGCCAGUAUAUGCCUCAACAUGACGAACAUGCUGAACAUAACUAAUAACAAUUUCUACCUGGUCACUGUCGUGCAGCUAGACAUAGAGGUUUUGCACCAGUCCCUAGUAGUAGGGAAGACCACCAUGAAAACCCUGCUGAAUAUGAGCCCUUUGCAGAGCAGCCAGAUCUAUUAUACAGUGGCCAGUAGGAUAUUGGACAACAACACCUAUAACAUUUGUACCUGGACAAAAGUCAAAGUUCACAAUGUUCUGCUGCAUAUACAGGGUACCCUGACCUGCACAUACCUGUGUCAUUCAGAGCAGCUGGCUUUUGAAGACUACCAGUAUGUGGACUGCCGGGGGAAUGCCACGCUACCUCACCCACUGUACCACCGUGUGCCAUGACAGGGCCAGGUUGACAGAGCUUUUGGGUGCAGCAUAUUCCAGCACAAAGGCAAGUCACAGGGAGACAAACUUCUGGGGCUUCUUCUCAAGCUAUGCCUUCAACAGGAGGCUUGGUGUUUCCUGGAUAAGACUUCCAUCUCUAAUGCAAAGAUGGUAACAUACUUGGCCUUGUGAAUGUGGACUCUGCUGCCCUCAGAUUGCAGCUUUCUUUUUUCAGUGCUUUAUCAUGGCUGAUGCUUCAGCAGAGUGACCAGUGCACAGGGUGUUUCUGUGUGGCUGAUCAGAGUGGACCACACACUGCUACUUUGGAGGCAGCGCCCUGUUAGUCAGACUAACUAGUUGUUUCCUCCUUGCAUAAUUUUGCACUUCUGUCCUGA